Molecule: messenger RNA, 258 nt
Organism: Rhagoletis zephyria (snowberry fruit fly)
Lineage: Eukaryota; Metazoa; Arthropoda; Insecta; Diptera; Tephritidae
Product: putative ZDHHC-type palmitoyltransferase 4
Biological process (GO): peptidyl-L-cysteine S-palmitoylation; protein targeting to membrane
Cellular component (GO): Golgi apparatus; endoplasmic reticulum
Molecular function (GO): protein-cysteine S-palmitoyltransferase activity
Source: RefSeq, a predicted model, not a curated record
AUGCUUUUGCGGAGCAGAUUCCUGCCACGUUCCUUGCGUGAUAUGGGCUGCUUUUUGAUGAUAAUUUGUAUUUGGCGCUACUGCUCGGAUUGCGGAAUGCUGGCUCCACCACGUUCUUGGCAUUGCAGCAUUUGUGAUACUUGCAUUGUCAAAAGAGAUCACCACUGUGGCUUUACAGAAUCACGCAUUGGCCAUAACAACCACUGAUACUUUGUAUUCUUCCCUUUACACCUUGCAAUUGCCGUUUAUUCAAAGUGA